Molecule: messenger RNA, 411 nt
Organism: Protopolystoma xenopodis
Lineage: Eukaryota; Metazoa; Platyhelminthes; Monogenea; Polystomatidea; Polystomatidae
Source: the annotation of a GenBank genome assembly
AUGCAUGGACUUAUUUCAUGUACAGAUUGGAGUCCCUCAUCACUGCUUAUUCCUUCGCCCCACUCCUCCUCGCGCUUUCAACCAGUCUGGUCGGGAGGCCGCGAUACUCGCGCUAUCACGACUGUCUCCGAGCGACCCGGGAAUCCCUUCCAUACGGGGUCAUAUGAGACUCCAAGAAUGUCAGAUCCAAUUGGGCUCGAUCUGACAGAACCUGGGCCCAGAGCAUUUCAAAGUGCAGAACAUGUGCCCGACUGGUUCCGCGUAACUCGUCAUCACUGUCAUUUGCUACCGGCAGGUGGCUGCGACAAUUGGUUACCGGGGUUGCAGCAAGUCCACUCGGUGGAUGUAAAGUUGUUAAACAACCAGAUAAAAGGUAAACAUCAUAUUUGUAUGUGCUACUACCAACACUAG